AUGGCCGCCGGCGGGGAGCUCUACGAGGGCAUGAGCACGCACUACACGCACCUCUACGUCGGCACGCCGCCGCAGCGCGUGAGCGUCAUCGUCGACUCCGGCAGCCACUACGCGGCGUGGGUGUGCGAGCCGUGCAACGGCUGCGGGUCGCACACGGACGCGCCCUUCAAGGCGUCGGAGUCGUCGACCUACGAGGAGCUGCGCGGCACGUUGAGCCAGGCCUACGAGGAGGGGAGCAUGUGGCACGCGAAGAAGGCGAGCGACCUGGUGAGUCUGGGCAACGUCGACGCGUCGGUCCGCGGCUACAAGCACAAGGACGGCGAGGUCCUGAGCGAGGGCUACACGACGGGCGAGCUCACGAAGGACCAUUUGCCCCACAUCCGCUUAGUCUUUGGCUGCAUCGACCACCAGACCAAGAUGUUCGUCACGCAGACCGCGGACGGCAUCUUAGGGAUGACGUCCGAGUCGAACUCGUUCAUCAACACGCUCGUGGAGCAGGGCGCGCUCGAGGAGGCGACCUUCUCCAUAUGCUACACGCCGACGGACCCGCUGUCGAAGUCGCGCACCUACGCGGGCAUGUUCGUGUUGGGCGGCUCCGAGGUGUCGCAGCACACGGCGCCCAUGGAGUUCGCGAAGCUCCUGAUCACGUCGCGGGGCUUCUACGGCGUCGAGACGCUGGGCAUCGCCCUGUCGACGUCGCCGACCUACACGGCCCACAGCGCCGUCAACCUCCAGGUCUCCGCGUCCGUCUACAACGCGGGCGACGGGUUGAUCGUCGACUCGGGCACGACGGACGUCUACCUGCCGUCGGGCUGCGCGUCCGCGUGGCGCGCGGCCUGGUCCCAGAUCGUCCACACCUGGGCCUACGACAUGGACGGCACCGUGUACCUGACGCCCCAGGACCUCGCGGCCUUCCCCUACAUCCACGUGCGCGUCCGCGCGGAGGACGGCGCGGGCGAGAUGGUCAUCUCCAUCGCGCCCAUCAGCUACAUGGAGAAGACCUACUACUCGUGCACGGGCCGCUGCGAGUACCUGCCGCGCAUCUUUCUCGACGAGCCCCGCGGCGGCGUCCUCGGCGGGCCCCUCUUCGCGGGGCACGACGUCCAGUUCGACGUCGACGACCGGCGCCUCGGCGUCGCGCGCGCGACGUGCGCGGAGCCCGUCUACAACGAGCGCUGCGACGAUUCUUGUGAUUAUGCCUUCGACGGCGAGUGCAACAACUUCGUCGCCUACGACGACGAGUACUACUACGACGGCUACUACAACUGCCUCGCGGGCACGGACUGCACGGACUGCUGCGCGGCGAACGGCGUCGCCAACUGCACCGCGCCGUCGCACAAGCCCACGCCGGCGCCGUCGCUGCCCCCCUCGGAGGCGCCGUCGCUGUCGCCGGCGCCGUCCCUGCCGCCGACGGCCGCGCCGUCGCCGCGGCCGUCCGCGGCGCCGUCGCCCGCGCCGACGGCGACGCCCUGGCCGUCGACGGGGCCGACGGUGGCGCCGACGCCCGAGCCGACGCCGCGGCCGACGCCGCGGCCGACGCCGGCGCCGUCCCACAGCCACGACCCCACGCCGAAACCCUCGGGCCGGCCGUCGCCGCGGCCCACGCCGCGGCCGUCCUACCGCCUCCACCCGAUCAAGAUGAACGACGACGACGACGCGAACGCCGACGACUACCGCUCCGCGUCCGCGCGCAAGUCGAAGAUGGCGCUCCUCGCCAUCGGCCUCGCCGGCGUCGGCCUCGUCCUCUUCUUCCUCGUCCUCUUCUCCUGCCGCGGCAGCCCGGACGAGACCGACGGCCCCCGCGAGACGGAGCUCGUCGACCGCUCGAGCCCGCCGCGGCCGAGGCAAAAGCGCGUCGAGCAGGCCGACAACGGCGGCGGCGGCGACGACGACGACGAGGGCGUCGAGAACGCGAUGCUCAGCCGCGCGGAGAACGGCGGGUCGUCCAAGUACAAGGACAACCCGGACGAGGAGGACGAGGAGGAGGGCAUCCUCGCGGCGCCGCCCUCCGCGGCCGACGACGACGACGACGACGACGACGACGCGCAGUUCCUCUAG
Molecule: messenger RNA, 2058 nt
Organism: Aureococcus anophagefferens
Lineage: Eukaryota; Pelagophyceae; Pelagomonadales; Pelagomonadaceae
Exons: 2
Coding region: 1-2058 (685 amino acids)
Biological process (GO): proteolysis
Molecular function (GO): aspartic-type endopeptidase activity
Source: RefSeq, a predicted model, not a curated record